GCCCUUUCACCAAAUGAUCAGCAUUUUAUACUGUAAUUGAGAGUUGUGGAUCUUUUAGAUGAGACCUUAAAAACUGAUGCCCCAUGUCACGUCGGGCAUGAACAUGAUAAAGGACACUCACUACUAUAACCCUGAGUCUAAAUUAAUGGCACCUCACUUACAGCUGGUGAUGUUUCAACAUGAGAGAAAAAUUCUCAAAGGAAUAUAAAAAAGAAACAAGUUCCUAUUUGUUUUCAAGGACACUUAUCUGAAAACUGCAAACAGUGUAACUGGACAGAGUCCCAGACAUGGCUGACAUUUGGGAGAGGAUCUGCAGACCUCAUAGAAACACAUCAUUCUGGGCUGGACAAGACUUUGGAUUCUGCUUUGAGGAGUUGGCAGUCAUUUUCCCUCCCCAUCUCUUGCUGUUGGCAGUCAGUGUCUAUCAUUUAGCAAGCGCCAGGAGAGUAGGAGUCAACAGUUCCACAUAUCAUCUCCCUGCACUGUUAAAGCUUAGGCUGUUAUGUGCAGUAUGCCUAACGCUGACGGCAGUUGCUGCUCCACUUUUUACAAAAACAUUAUCAGGAUUUUCACUUAGUGCUGUGGACAUAGUUACAUCUGCUGUUGUUGCUAUUUGUUGGAUCAUUCAUUCCUUUUAUAUUUGGAAGUUAAAGUAUUUAGUAUGGGGGACUUAUAGAGGACCUUUAUUAAAUAUUUUGUCUUACAUUUUAACUUUUAUAGCUGCUUGUUUUUUGUUGCAUACUGCCAUUUUAUAUUGGAUCCAUAGACUAGGAGGUUUUAAUAAGUAUUUUUGUGUGUGCACUUUUGUAAAUUUUGGUUUACAUUGUGUGUAUGUAUUAUCACUGCUACCAAAUACUCAAAGAGGGAUCAAUGUGCAAUUGCUUAGUCAUAGUUUAAACAUAAACACAGAAGAAGAACCACUAUCAAAUAGUUCCAGGACAAGUUAUGGUGCUGUUAGACAGGAUCGUUGUCUCUUAGUUGGAGAGGAUAACAAAUCGUGGCUGUCAAGGAUAACAUUUAACUGGGUUAACCCAUUAAUGGUGAAGGGAGCUAAACAGGACAUAUCAACUGUUGAUGAUCUCUUCAAAUUACCUACAAGACUGAAUACCAAUAGGAUAGAGAACAAAUUUAGCCUAUCUAUAGAUUCUAAAACUAAUUCAGUCAUCUCAGAACAGAAUGAAGAUAGCUUACGGAGGAAUUCUUUUGAAAAGAAUAGUAUAAUUCCAGAAGCGAAAAUAAAAUCACAAAGUACCAAAAGAUCUUUAUUAAAAGCAUUGAAUAGUACAUUUGGAUGGGAAUACUAUUCUCUUGGAAUUUUAAAGCUGAUGGCUGAUCUUGCUGGAUUUGCAGGCCCUCUACUUCUCAACCUUUUGGUAUCCUAUGUAGAAAAUAAAAAUGAACCGGAGGUACACGGAGUGUACUAUGCGAUAGGACUCCUUGUCUCAACCUUUGUCGGAUCUUUGUGUUCUACCCAGUUUGACUACAACAUGCAGGUGGUUGGACUGAAAAUCAGAUGCUCUGUAAUAACAACUGUUUAUAAGAAAGCUUUAAGAGUCAGCAGUGUGUCCUCAUCAAAAUUCAGUACUGGAGAAAUUGUCAAUUUCAUGAGUACUGAUACAGACAGAGUGGUGAAUUUCUGUCCCAGUUUUCAUGCAUUUUGGAGCCUCCCAUUUCAAGUGGGUGUGUCUCUCUAUCUGCUCCACAGUCAAGUUGGGUUGGCAUUUUUAGCAGGUCUGGGGUUUGCUAUUCUUUUGAUUCCUGUUAAUAAAUGGCUGGCCAGCAAAAUAGGGCAGCUUAGUACAGAGAUGAUGCACCAGAAGGAUGCUAGGGUCAAGAUGAUGACAGAAAUUCUCAGAGGAAUCCGUGUUAUCAAAUUCUAUGCUUGGGAGGAUACAUUUCAAACAAAAAUUGAGAAGUUACGGAGUGCUGAGUUAAAAAGUUUGAAAGGACGGAAGUAUCUGGAUGCGAUGUGUGUUUAUUUCUGGGCCACUACACCAGUGUUAAUAUCAAUCCUGACAUUCACCACGUACUCUUUACUAGGACACACUCUCACUGCGGCAAAGGUGUUUACCAGUUUGUCCCUGUUUUUGAUGUUGAUCAGCCCUCUGAAUGCCUUCCCCUGGGUCCUGAAUGGUCUGAUGGAAGCAUGGGUCUCUCUGAACAGACUACAGUCCUUUGUGUCUCUCUCCAAUUUUGAUCUUCACACAUAUUACUCACAGGUAUAUGGCUCGCAUAUUGAUGAAGCGGUGCUCUCGAUCACAGAUGGAAGGUUCUCUUGGCAAGAAGAAUCAUACAAACAGCACUCUACGAGUUUAUCUGAGGACCAAUGUGAAGAUCAAAAUGAUUGUGAAGGAGCUUUACUUCUUAAAGAUAUAAAUCUUCAUAUAGAAAAAGGACAGUUUGUAGGAGUGGUUGGAAAAGUAGGUUCUGGGAAGAGCUCCUUGCUGAAUGCCAUUCUGGCAGAAAUGCACAGAGUGGGAGGCCAGAUCAGUAUUGGGAAUCAGGAAGAAGGGUUUGCCCUGGUAAGUCAGGAGGGCUGGAUUCAACAGUGUACCAUUAGAGACAACAUUCUGUUUGGAAGGCAGUAUGACCACAGGAGGUAUGAGAAGGUAUUGGAGGCUGCAGCACUAUCUCAGGAUCUAGCGGUCUUCUCAGCUGGAGAUAAAACAAUGGUGGGAGAAAAUGGUGUGACUUUAAGUGGAGGGCAAAAAGCCAGAGUGGCCUUGGCAAGAGCUCUUUACCAGGAUAAAGGUGUGUAUUUACUGGAUGACCCUUUGGCAGCGGUAGAUGCUUAUGUUGCUCAGCAAUUGUAUGACAAAUGCAUCAUGGGAAUGUUAAGGAAGAGGACUAGAAUCCUUUGCACUCAUCAUGUCAAAUUCCUUGCAUCAGCUGAUGUGGUUGUCGUUAUGGAAGAUGGAAGGAUUUCUAGAAUUGGAAACCCUUCAGAAGUGCUAGACCUUGACUCCCUGAAGGAAAACCAGAGGGAGACUCAGAUGGUAGAAGAGGAGGUAGACUUAAGUAAUGUGGAAGAUGGUGAAAUGGAAUCUGAACAGGUGGAAGAAGAGGGCAUGGAGAAAGGGGUCCUACAUCUGUCAGUGUACAGGGCUUACUGGUCAGCUGUAGGAGUGUGUCUGGCUCCCAGCAUUCUCACAGCUUUGUUUCUAAUGCAAGCAUCAAGAAAUGUGAAUGACUGGUGGCUGUCAUACUGGGUUUCUCACACACACGACUCCAGCAGCAGCAAUCACAGCAGCGAUAACCACACUGGAAACACUACUUCAGACUCGGAUGACAUCGAGUUCUAUCUUACAGUGUAUGGGGCCUUGGCUGGGGCAAAUUCCUUGUUUACCUUGAUAAGGGCUUUCCUAUUUGCUUAUGGAGGGAUUCGUGCUGCACAGUUUCUGCAUAUACGACUUCUGUCGGUGAUAUUAAAGGCUCCUGUCUCAUUUUUUGAUGCUAAUCCAAUGGGACGAAUCAUCAACAGGUUUUCUUCUGAUCUGUAUGCAAUAGAUGAUUCACUGCCAUUCAUACUCAACAUAUUCCUGGCCCAGCUGUAUGGAAUUCUGGGUACAAUUGUUGUCAUUUGUUAUGGACUACCAUGGUUCACGCUUCUUCUGUUACCACUGGGAUUUGUUUAUUAUAAAAUUCAGCAUUUUUACCGUCACACCUCCAGAGAGGUCAAGCGGAUAUCCAGUGUUUCCCUGUCUCCAGUGUAUGCUCAUUUCUCAGAAACAGUCACUGGGCUUACAACGAUCAGAGCAUUCAGGGAAUCAGACAGAUUCAGAAAAGAAAACCUGGAAAAGUUAGAUCUUAACCUUAGAGCCCAGUACAGUGGACAAGCAGUAGCCAGCUGGCUAGGGUUUAGACUCCAGAUGAUGGGAGUUGUCAUGGUGACAGGCAUUGCAUUUAUUUCUGUUCUACAGCACCACUUUCAGACAGUGAAUGCAGGAUUAGUUGGCUUGGCUUUAUCUUACGCACUUUCUGUGACCAACCUUCUGAGUGGGGUGGUUAGCUCUUUCACGGAGACUGAAAAACAGCUGGUUAGCGUAGAGAGAACACAGCAGUACCUCAACAUUCCACCUGAAAAUCUACAAGGAUCACUGCUGGUCUCUCCAUCUUGGCCUACCAUGGGAGUGGUUUCCUUCAAAAAUGUUUACCUGAGAUACAGAGCAGACCUGACUGAUGCUCUAUGUGAAGUCACCUUCUGUACACAACCCAAUGAGAAAGUGGGCAUUGUGGGCAGAACUGGGUCAGGCAAGUCCAGUCUGUUCCAGGCUCUGUUCAGAAUGGUAGAGAUACACCAGGGAGAUAUCAAAGUAGAUGGCAUGAGCAUCAGAUAUCUUGAUCUCAAGGAAAUAAGGAGUCGAUUUGCUGUGAUUCCACAAGAUCCAUUUCUAUUCAGUGGAUCUGUAAGAGAAAACCUAGAUCCAUCUAAUGUUUAUGGAGAUGAAGAAAUCUGGAAUUCCCUCAAUAGAUGUCACCUUGUGUCGGCUGUGGAGAAACUGGGAGGUCUACAGGCUGAUGUCGGGGAGAGGGGGAGAAUGUUCUCUGUGGGGCAGAAACAACUUUUGUGCCUAGCCAGGGCCAUUUUAACUAAAACUAAGGUACUGUGUAUUGAUGAAGCCACAGCAAGUGUCGAUAUGAGAACAGACUCUUUAAUUCAGAAAACCAUUCGGGAGGAAUUCAAAAACAGUACAGUUCUUACAAUAGCUCACAGAAUAGACACCAUUAUGGACAGUGACCGUGUAGUAGUCAUGAGGGAUGGAAAAGUUGCAGAAUUCAAAACACCAUCAGUCCUUUUGAAGGAUCCACACUCUCUUUUCUCAAAAUUGGUUUCUGGUAACUUGUGAGGAAUUUUUUCUGUUACAUAUCAUGUAGUUGGAAGAACAAAGGUUUUAAUUUUUUUUUUCAUUUGCUUUCCCUUUAUGAUCAACGAAUGAUACUGCAUUUUACACCAUUUCUUUCUUUCACAAGUUGAUCAAUUUGCAUGUUUUAGAAAUGUUCACAUUCAACAUACAGCAUUCACCCAUGGAAAAAAAUUGUUGCUUUGAAACUAUCGGUAGAUUUAAUGGGUACAUACAUUGUAUGUAAUGUUGUGGUAAAGUGCAUUUUUCCAUACCUACUAAUGUUAUGGGUGUUUAACACCACCGUUACUCUUUACAGUGAGAUUGUAAAGUUUGUACAAUUAUACUGGUGAUCUCUAAUAUAGCAAUGACUGUGAUACUUUUUACAGGAAUGGUGCAAUAUAUUAGUGUGUGUACCCCUUUCUAAAAUAACAUUUUAUGUACAUGAACAAACAUUUUUCUGUAAUAAUUCAUGUAUUCUCCAUAUUUUCUCUGACAUUUGACGUAUUGCUAGGUGUUAGUGGUGGUAUGUACAUUGUACAUGUAAUUAACAUCAUCUGACAUGUUUGCUUUGCUUUUUUUCCCCCCACAUUUGUCUUGUAUUCGACAUUUGAAUAGAUUAAAACUUCAACUUUGAAAAGCA
Messenger RNA from Ostrea edulis (European flat oyster), 5484 nucleotides. RefSeq names its product ATP-binding cassette sub-family C member 10-like. Bases 288 to 4847 code for a protein of 1519 amino acids. The transcript has 18 exons. Gene Ontology annotation, biological process: transmembrane transport. NCBI's taxonomy places the organism in Eukaryota, Metazoa, Mollusca, Bivalvia, Ostreida, Ostreidae. The record is from RefSeq and is a predicted model, not a curated record. Gene Ontology annotation, molecular function: ATP binding; ATP hydrolysis activity; ABC-type transporter activity. Gene Ontology annotation, cellular component: membrane.